AAGUGAUGAUAUUCAAAUCGUUUUUAAAAAGUGCCUUUUAUUAUUACAUUUUGUUGUUUUGUCAGGACUCCUAAUGAUUUAGGCUUCAAUCGGCCUUUGGUUGAUUAGUCACCACUGGUAGACCUGUGGCCUGAAACAGGAGUGUUGCAAGUGGACGAUUCGUUUGAAGGGGGAAACAAACCAAACAUUUUGGGGAACCGUCCGUUGCAAUAAUAUAUGAUAUAGUAAGAUGAUUAUUUGACAGCAUAUCAGAGGUGUGAGUGGUAUUUUCAUUUUAAGAUUUCGCAGCAACAUCUCUGUAUAUGAAAACCCGCCUCCUCGUUUCCUCCCGAUUUAACCUCGAACGAUUCAAUCAGGGAAACAAAAGCCUUUGUCCUGCUCGUUCCGAGUGGAAAACGUUAGGUGGCAGCAGUGCGCACUCGUUUCUCGCUCUCGGUGAGCUGAGCCCCUGAAAGCCCACGGGUGAAAUGUGAUGCUUUGCGCCUCUAAACCAUUCGCGUCCCUCCACGACCGCGUCACCAGCGUCCGCGCGCCGCCACGAGAGCGCGCGCUCCGGCUCCGACCCUCCACAUUAAAACGCUCGCUGCGCCCUCGAGCGUCGUGACGGCGGUUCAUCGAGACCGCGGUGCUUUUAUUUUUCAGCAGGAUCUCUGCUCUGUUCGUUUGCCCUUUCCCCUGACUCCGGCGAACUUGACGCAGCUGACGGCGUUUAUCUCCGCGACAGGGAGCCUGCGAGCCGCAACUCUCCGAGAUUGACACAGAAUGGAGAGAAGCUGACGCACCGUUAUUUACCGGACCGUUAACUUUCCUCCCCAAGCCUUUCCUCAUGCCAUCGCAGACUACGUGUUGCGUUAGAGCAGGAAAGAAUAUCUGAAAGAAACAUUUGCAGCUCUUAGUCCACUGAAGAACAAAUUCCUCCACAUAUUUUUUCCCCCCUUUCUCCUUUUUUUGGACACUUUAACCGCGUUUUUACGCAUGAUGCGCAAAGGGAUGGCUCCUCUUCGGAGACAAAAAACGGGACUACAAAAUGUUUUUUAUGUCUGCCUCUUCAUUUCAGCUGCCCAUUCUUACAAUAUAGACUUAGAACAUCCUCUGGUGUUCCGCGGACCCAAUUCUAGUUUUUUUGGCUACUCUGUGCUGGAGCAUUAUCAUGACAACACACGCUGGGUAAUAGUAGGAGCUCCGAGGGCAAACUCUACCUACAGUAGCUCUGUGCACUCUCCUGGAGCCGUGUACAAGUGUCGAGUUCACAGCAACCCGGAGCGCCGCUGCACAGAGAUGGACCUGGGCAGAGGAAACAAGCCGAGAGAGUCGUGUGGGAAGACGUGCAAGGGAGACAGGGAUGAUGAGUGGAUGGGAGUCAGCCUGGCCCGUCAGGACAGUGCCAACGGCAGGAUACUGGCUUGCGCCCACCGCUGGAAAAACGUCUACUACGACACAGAGCAUAUCCUUCCACACGGAUACUGCUCCGUUAUUCCACCAACUCUACAGGGCAAGACGAAACCCCUCAUCCCUUGUUAUGAAGACUAUAAGCAGAAGUAUGGGGAAGAGCACGGCUCGUGCCAAGCCGGGAUAGCGGGAGUUUUCACUGAGGAGCUGGUGGUAAUGGGGGCACCAGGGUCAUACUACUGGACCGGGACGAUCAAGGUGUACAACCUGACCUCGGACUCUUUCUACAGCCCGAACAAAGAAGACGUCGACUCGCACAGAUACAGCUACCUUGGCUAUGCUGUGACUGCGGGACACUUCUCCUCUCCUAAUGUAAUCGACAUAGCUGCAGGGGCGCCUCAGCACAGCGGCAGCGGAAAAGUUUACAUUUUCAAAAUCGAUGGUGUGUCUUUGGUGAAGAGUUUUCAAGCCUCAGGGAAAAUGAUGGGCUCUUACUUUGGCUCCUCAUUGUGUGCAGUUGAUCUGAACCAGGACGGCCUGUCGGACCUGCUGGUGGGGGCACCCAUGCACAGCCAGCUCCGGGACGAGGGCCAGGUGUCUGUGUACCUCAGCAAGGGCAAUGGGGUGAUGGAGGAGGCCGGCGUUUUGACUGGUGACAAUGCUUUCAAUGCACACUUUGGAGAAUGCAUUGCUGCAAUUGGAGACAUAGAUGACGAUGGUUAUCAAGAUGUAGCCAUCGGAGCCCCUAAGGAGGAUGACUAUGGAGGAGCUGUUUAUAUCUACCAUGGGGAUGCCACAGGAAUCAUCAGCAAAUACUCCAUGAAACUGUCUGGGCGCAGUGUAAACCCUGGUCUGCAGAUGUUUGGCCAGUCGAUCUCCGGCAACGUGGACAUGGAUGGCAAUGGUUACACAGAUGUCACUAUUGGAGCUUUCAUGGCAGACAGCGUGGUGCUGCUGAGGACCCGGCCUGUCAUUACGGUGGAUGUCUCCAUCUUCCUCCCUGUCUCCAUCAACAUCUCUGUGCCACUGUGCCACGAGGGCAACCAGAACCUGAACUGCUUCAACGCCACGGUGUGCAUGCGCUUCCGGGGAAGACAGCUGCCCGGACAGAUAGAGUUGCUGUACAACUUGACAGCCGACGUGGACAAGCGACAGAAGAGCCAGCCUGCGAGGGUUUACUUCAUUCACAGCGGAUCUCAGAUCAGCCAGAUGAGCCAGCAGCUCAGCCUGGACAUCAACAGGGAGCAGUGCCAGCGCUACACCGCCUACGUGAAGAAAGACGUGAAGGACGUGUUCACAGCCAUCACGUUCGAGGUGGCGUACAGCCUGGGGAAGCAUGUGCUGACCGGACACCAGGAGCAAGACCUGCCCGCGCUCACUCCAGUGCUGCGAUGGAGGAAAGGAAACAAGAUCGCAGCGAGGAAUGAGACUUGGUUUGAGAAGAACUGCCUGUCAGACGACUGCGCUGCAGACCUGAGGCUCCACGGGAAGCUGUUGCUCUCUGGGUUGCACAGCAAGCCCCAUUUGGCCCUCGGAGGAGUGAGGAACGUCUCUCUGAACUUGACCAUCUCAAAUGCCGGAGACGACGCAUACGACACCAACAUCUACUUCAACUUCUCCAGAGAGGUUUUCUACAUCAACUUUUGGCAGAAGGAAGAGAAGGGUAUUUCCUGUGAACUUGUUGAUUUGGACUUCCUCAAAUGCAGCGUGGGAUUUCCCUUCAUGAGAGCACAGACCAAGUAUCAUUUUGCAGUGAUUUUUGACACAAGUAAGCUCUCUGGGGAGAAUGACACACUGCAGUUCUUAGUCCAAGCAAAAAGUGCCAAUCCUGAGCACAAACUCUCCGACAACAGUUUGGAUCUGUCCAUCCCCCUGGUUCAUGAGACCGACACAACUAUUACUGGCGUGGUGACACCAAGCUCCUUCGUGUACGGGAACUCCAUCGACGCCUCGCGCUUCGUCCAGCUGGAGGACAUGGAGUGCAACUUUCAGCCUCUUAAUCUCACUUUCCAGGCCAUAAACAAGGGGCCCAGCAGGCUGCCUGGCUCCACUGUGGACAUCAGGAUACCCAACCGGCUGGCUGGCAGCGGAGCUGACAUGUUCCACAUCAUUGAAACACAGGUGGCCGACGGUCGAGGAAACUGCACCCCUCACAGGAACCCAACGCCCUGCACCAUCCCCCAGGACCGAGAGAGCAUCUUCCACUCCAUAUUUGCCUUCUUCACCAAAUCAGGACGCAAAGUCUUGGACUGUGACCGGCCUGGAAGAGCGUGUAUGACAAUCUCCUGCAGCCUGGGUCCACAGUUAAAAGAAGAAGCUUUGAGCAUUGAUGUAAAACUGCUGCUGAACACUGAAAUUCUUAAGAGGGAUAGUUCCUCCGUGAUCCAGUUUGUGACGAGGGGCAGUGUGCAAGUGAACGACAGGACAGUGGAGGUGCCAAAAGGCCUGCCAGAGGACAUUUCUCUGGUGUUCGAGGCGCUGCACAGUCAGGAGCCAAGGGGUUACGUCGUUGGCUGGAUCAUUGCCAUCAGUCUGCUGGUGGGAAUCCUCAUCUUUUUGCUGUUAGCUGUGCUACUAUGGAAGAUGGGUUUCUUCCGUCGACGGUACAGAGAGAUCAUCGAGGCUGAGAAGAACAGGAAGGACAGUGAUGAAAGCUGGGACUGGAUGGAAAAGAAUCACUGAGCCUUGCAGUGGGGGGUCCCACGGGAGCCGAUGCGAUUAGGGAUUGGGUCGGGAAGGAUCCAAUAGCAUGGGGUCUCGCAGCCCAGCCGCCCCAGUGGCACCAGGCCCCUUCAGUCUUCCAUAUGUGGAAGAGAAGAAUAUUCUCCAUAUUUUCUGGAGACUUGAUCAUUUUUUUUGUGGGUGGGGGUCCAGGGAACAGGCUUCUGAGGUGACAGUGUGGCUUACCAGAGGACACUUGCUGUAGAAUUCAGCUAAUCUCUAAGGAGGUGACUCCCCGCCAGCGGAGCGUGGCUGUUGACGGAGACCCGCAACCGCGUGGAGACGUGGCGACGGCGUGAAUACUGGUGCACAACAAAACCCUCAGGGCUGUGUUAUAUAGCAAAUUUAUUUUUAUACAUACACUUUAAGCCAUAUUGUAUGAAACUGGGCUUUGAGGAGAGCUGGGGUGAUGAAGGCCAUUAUAAACAUACUUGCAGUAUGUUUUCCUAAAAGCACUGAUGUUUGAUAAGAAUGAAUGCCUUGGCUCCUUAGCUUUAGUUUUUCAUGCCAAAGAUAUGUCCUGUAUAGUUUAUGAUUGGAGUGAAAGAUUGUAUCUUUUCUGUUUCCGGCUUAUGGAUAUCUCUUUUACGCAUCUGACUGCUCCUGCCUCCCGCAGACAAUCAGCCCGAGCUAAUGUCUUACACCCACACACUCAACGAUUGACGCUGUGUCCUGACGUCCUCCGCCAGUGAUUUCAGACUUGCCUCAUGAGUACGAAGGCCCAGAAGAAGCGCCCUCUGAGGUCAUCGGGACCUCGUUCAGGAUGCGGUCAUCAACAGUGCUCUGUUGUUAUUGAGUUCUAUGUUAACGCUUUAUUUCCCACAUUAUUCACGCCUGAAAUGCAGAAGAGGUUGUAAAUUAAACCGGAAAAAGACGCCAUUCACACUUCAAGCUUCACGACUCUCCAUAAGCAUUCCAUUUGUUCUGGUCGUGCUUUUAAACCAAGUUGUCUGUAGGCGUUGAAGUGGAUGUGACCUACGUGAUUUUGACUGAUUUACAUUUUUAACCCCCUUACACUCGGCGUUGCUUUGAAUUGAAAAAUGCUUUGAGAGUGUUGAAGUGGAGUAGAGCAAAUCAUCUGAAGCUGCUUUUACGAAGAACUGUUGCCUCAAAAGUUUCCAUGUUCAAAUGAAGGUAUCUUAGUUGAUCCUGUAGGAAAUGAGUCACUACAUCUCAAGACAGAAGACCUGAUCGUGGUUUAUUCAAAAAAAACAAAAAACUUUCCAGACUUCACCUGACUGUUUAAUAUUACUAUUAUAUUAUUAGGCCUUGGGUUUUUAACGUGAAACAUGAGCUACAUUGCUCUCCACGGCCCGAUGAAAGUCUGUGAUGGGAGUCCACCUACAGUCAUUUACAGGGGCCCGUGGCAUGAGUAAUGCCCUAAAAAUAGGUGGGAAUGUGCUGCACUCAAUCACUACGCAUAAACGAGCUCUUUGGGGCUCUUGGGAAAAAGCCCAUUUUAAGUCAACAUGGAGGAAUGUCAGCGCCCUGAAAAUCUGCCCACCACUUAAGUCCACGGCUCAUCCGUGUUCAAAUUUUCUAUGAUUCUUAAAGGCUGGGCUGGAAUGUGGAAAAAAACAUUUGCAGAACACAGUGAAUUAAAAAAAAAUUGUAUUAAAUGUCCAGAAUAUUAGAAUAAGAAUAUUAACUACACCCUGACCCUAAAUUGUAAAGAAUUUAUCAAUGACCAUCAGGUGUAAAUUUAAGGUAUUAAAAUAGAUAUCAGUAAGUUAAGAUGAAACAGUCUCAUUUCGCAUUUGUGUAAUUGUGCAGUAGACCUGAGUCAGAUUGAAAUGUGCAAUGCCAAAAAAACUAAAACUAUAUUUUAAGACUUUAGUGCUAAGUCACUUUAUGGCUCACUAUGAUUGCUUUGCUCGAUGUUGUGUUUGUAUGAAACUUUCACUGAUCCAGUACACUUUAUUUCACCAUUUAAUUCCACUGGCAUGAUGGCAUAUACUGUACACACUCACGUCUUCCCUCUGCGUCUGUCAAACCGAUGCGACACCCGUGUGCAGAGAAACCGACACUUGACAUUUUGUUUUGGUAAAUUUGAACUGUGAUGGUUUUAUUUUGUUUGUUAUGUUUGUUUGUUCCCACCGUUAUUUGGGGUUUCGUUCCGAGUAUACUACUGUCACUGAUUAUCAUUUCCAUUAUAGUGUGCUGUAUGUUUUUAAAGUCAUGUUUGAGCUGCAUAUUUAUCUGUUGAUAAAUUUUCAGAGUGAAA
Molecule: messenger RNA, 6334 nt
Organism: Scophthalmus maximus (turbot)
Lineage: Eukaryota; Metazoa; Chordata; Actinopteri; Pleuronectiformes; Scophthalmidae
Gene: itga9
Product: integrin, alpha 9
Exons: 28
Coding region: 976-4071 (1031 amino acids)
Biological process (GO): integrin-mediated signaling pathway; cell-cell adhesion; cell adhesion mediated by integrin
Cellular component (GO): integrin complex; external side of plasma membrane
Molecular function (GO): integrin binding
Source: RefSeq, a predicted model, not a curated record